AUGAUCUGCAUGCAAACCGCCCCCCUGAGGGCUGUCGCCUUCACCCGCCCGGUCGUGAAGUCGCACCGCCAGUUCCGCUCUGCCCCUGUCGUGCUGAGGGCUGUCAACGAGGAGAGCCUGGGCGACAAGGCGCGCAACGCCUACGAGGACGCCAAGAACGCCGUCGGCAACGCGGCUGAGACCGCCAAGGAGAAGAUCUCCGGCGCGGCCGACGAGCUGCAGGGCGCCGGCGAGGACAUCGCCGACAAGACGAAGCGGGAGGCACGCUCCGCUCAGGGCACCGCCGAGCGCAAGCUGGACAACACCUCCGGGUCGGCCAAGAGCGCGUACAACGACGCUAAGGGAGAGGCAAAGGAUCUUGGCCAGCAGGCCAAGGACCAGUUCAACAAGGCCAAGGGCGCGGUCGAGGACUUUGCCUCCGAUGUGAAGGGUGAUGCCAAGGAUGCUACCCGCGACGUGAAGAGCGGUGGUCGGGACCUGAAGUCCGAUGCCAAGAGCGCGGCUCGUGAUGCCAAGAACGAGGGCAAGAACCUCGCCGACCGUGCUGGUGAUGCCAUCAAGGAUGUUGGUGACAAGCUGAAGCAGUGA
This is a messenger RNA of Auxenochlorella protothecoides, 588 nucleotides long. RefSeq lists its product as hypothetical. The record is from RefSeq and is a predicted model, not a curated record. The coding region runs from base 1 to 588 and encodes 195 amino acids. The transcript is spliced from 4 exons. Lineage: Eukaryota; Viridiplantae; Chlorophyta; Trebouxiophyceae; Chlorellales; Chlorellaceae.